Periophthalmus magnuspinnatus is the source of this 2337-nucleotide messenger RNA. RefSeq names its product protocadherin alpha-3-like. Gene Ontology annotation, biological process: homophilic cell-cell adhesion. Lineage: Eukaryota; Metazoa; Chordata; Actinopteri; Gobiiformes; Gobiidae. The transcript has a single exon. Gene Ontology annotation, molecular function: calcium ion binding. The record is from RefSeq and is a predicted model, not a curated record. The coding region runs from base 1 to 2337 and encodes 778 amino acids. Gene Ontology annotation, cellular component: plasma membrane.
AUGUGGUGGCUCAGCUGUCUCUUCACCGCAGCUUUGUGGACAAUAGCCUCUGCGCAGCUGAGAUAUUCUAUCACUGAAGAAGUUGCAGAAGGAACCAUUGUCGGGAAUGUAGCAAAGGAUUUGGGUUUGGACAAGAGUGCGCUCAAAGACAGGAAGUAUCGCAUUGUGUCUGGUGCUGCAGAGUCCCUUUUUCACGUGGAUCAGAAAGACGGUAAUUUGUAUGUGAGCCGUAAGAUUGACCGAGAAGAGGUGUGUGAAAAGAGCUCUACGUGUUUAAUCAAUCUUAAGACUGUGUUAGAAAACCCGCUGGAGGUGCAUUACGUUGGAGUAGAGGUGCAGGACAUAAACGACAACGCUCCAAUCUUCCCUGAAUUGGAGACAACGCUAGAUAUUUUCGAGUCUGUGUUACCGGGUGUGCGGAUUCCUCUCAAAGCAGCGAGAGAUCUGGACAAUGGGCAGUUUUCUAUACAGCAGUACAAACUUAGUGCAAAUGAACAUUUCCGAUUAGAAGUUAAAGAUAUGGACGAAGAUGGCAAAAUACCCACAUUAAUUGUGCAAAAACCGUUAAACAGAGAGGCAGAGAACCGCCAUUCACUUGUGUUGACGGCUGUAGAUGGCGGAAAACCUCCAAAAUCCGGGCAAACCGAUAUAUUCGUAAAUGUGUUAGACAUCAAUGAUAACGCUCCCGUUUUUUCAAACGGCGACUUCACGGUGACACUUACAGAAAAUGCACCGAUCGGAACAACUGUAAUACAAGUUAAUGCAACUGAUUCAGACGAAGGAGUGAACGGAGAAGUGGUGUAUGCAUUUAGUAAAAGCGUAAAACAACGUCUAUUUAAUUUAUUCGACAUUGAUCCACAGACAGGUGCGAUAAUUGUCAAAGGUUCAAUAAACUUUGAGGAGAAGGAAAAGUAUAUAAUAGAAGUCGAAGCAUCAGAUAAAGGGUUAGCUCCAUUGGCCACACAGAAAAACGUAAUAAUAAAAAUAAUAGACGUGAAUGAUAAUGCUCCUGAGAUUGAAGUCACCUCGUUUUCCAGCUCCAUUCCUGAAGACUCUCGACCGGGGACUACUGUGGCUCUGAUCAGUGUUAAUGACAGGGACUCUGGGCUGAACGGGAAAGUGACAUGUACAAUAGAAGGGGAUGUUCCCUUUACACUGUCUCCUUCCCUACAGGACAAAAUGUAUUCACUCGUGACUAAAUCCGCUCUGGACAGAGAGACACAGUCACAGUAUGUACUGUCCAUAGCUGCCACAGAUCACGGCCAGCCCUCACUUAAAUCUGAAAAGAACAUAUUAAUUGUAAUUUCAGAUGUGAACGACAACAGCCCAGAGUUUGUCCUUACUCCAUAUAGUUUUUAUAUCACUGAGGGCAAUGAAGCAGGAGCACAGCUGUUUUCAGUUCAGGCUAAUGACAAAGAUGAAGGUGAAAAUGCUCAUAUUUCUUAUCAUAUUUACAGAGAUGGAAGUGCAGAAAAUAAAGUGACUUCAUUUCUUAAUAUUAAUAGUGAAAAUGGGCAAAUCACUGCACUAAAAAGCUUUGACUUUGAGACAUUAAAGUCGUUCCAGUUUCAAGUGGUGGCCUCAGACUCUGGGACUCCGUCACUGAGCAGCAACGUGACAGUGCACGUGUUCAUUCUGGAUCAGAACGACAACGCUCCAGUCAUUCUGUAUCCAGUCAGCUCUAACGGUUCUGCUGAAGGAGUGGAGGAGAUCCCCCGCAAUGUGAACGCGGGACACUUGGUGACUAAAGUCAGGGCCUAUGACGCUGAUAUCGGAUAUAACGGCUGGCUGCUGUUUUCACUGCAGCAAGUGACUGACCACAGUCUGUUUGGGUUGGACCGCUACACAGGACAGAUCAGGACACUUCGCUCUUUGACAGAGACAGACGAGGCCGAGCACAAACUCGUCAUACUGGUCAAAGACAAUGGCAACGUGUCCCUGUCAGCUACAGCUACUGUGCUUGUCAAAGUGGUGGAGCCCAGAGAGGCUUUUGCAGCUUCUGAUGUUAAGAGCUCCACUAAAGACUCUGAGGACACUAAUGUGACUUUUUACCUCAUGAUAACUCUGGCCUCGGUCUCAGCUCUGUUCAUUAUCAGUAUCAUUGUGCUGAUUGCAAUGCAGUGCUCCAAGUCGAGCACUGACUACACGUCCAAGUACUUACAGGACACAAACUAUGACGGGACUCUGUGCCACAGCAUCCAGUACAGAUCUGGAGACAAGCGCUACAUGUUAGUUGGACCCAGAAUGAGCGUAGGAUCCACUAUAGUCCCAGGGAGUCAAGCCAACACACUGGUGCUGCCUGACAGGAGGAGGCCCUCUGAGGAGGUAAGCGAUUGA